AUGGAGGCCAAAACACUUUCUCUCCCUUUCCUUUUCUUUAUUGUCAUAUUUUCCCAAAUUUUGCUUUCAACUUCUAGAAGGAUCCUAGACGACCCUUCUGAUAUCUCAUCAUCGGCAAGUUUGUGGAGUCGUAAUGCGGAGAGGCUUAUCAAAUCCUUUAAUCUAAUGCCUAAGCGUGACAUCAAUGUGAUACCAAAAGGAAGCCAUGGUGCUUUGAGACUCGUUGAGAGCCAACGUAAUUUUUCUGCAACAAUUGGCGCGGUUAACACCUCUAGUGGUCCUUCUGUCCAAGAAUUUGGCCACUACGCCGGUUACUACAGCCUCCCUCAUUCAAAAUCAGCAAAGAUGUUUUAUUUUUUCUUUGAGUCACGGAACAACAGUACCGAUCCAGUUGUGAUAUGGUUAUCCGGUGGACCGGGUUGCAGUAGCAGUGUGGCUUUGUUCUAUGAGAAUGGUCCAUUUACAAUCUCGGGCAAUCUUUCUCUUACUUGGAAUGAUUUCGGUUGGGAUAAGGUAUCCAAUCUAAUUUAUGUGGACCAACCAAUUGGAACUGGUUUCAGUUAUACCUCGGAUAGUAGCGAUCUGCGGCAUGAUGAGGUUGGUGUCAGCAAUGACCUCUACGAUUUUUUACAGGCCUUUUUUAAAGAACAUCCAAAAUUCGCAAAGAACGAUUUCUACAUUACCGGUGAAUCUUAUGCUGGUCACUACAUUCCAGCACUAGCUUCACGAGUUCAUAGUGGAAACAAAAAGAAUGAAGGAAUUCCAAUCAAUCUAAAGGGCUUUGCGAUUGGUAAUGGUUUAACCAACUCGGAGAUCCAAUAUGGUGCAUAUGGGGAUUAUGCACUUGAAAUGAAGUUGAUUUCAGAGUCUGAUCACGAGAGUCUAAAGCAAGAUUACGUUGAGUGUCAAGGUUUCACUAAAAAAUGCAACCUUGAUGGUGGGUUAGCUUGUGCUUCUGCUUUCGAAGUUUGCAACGACAUAUUUUACCAGAUAGCAUCUAAAACAGAAGGCACAAAUUACUAUGACUUGAGGAAGAAAUGUGUGGGAAGCCAGUGCUAUGACUUUUCGAAGAUGGAAACAUUUUUGAACCAAGAAAACGUAAGAAAAGCUUUAGGAGUUGGAGAUAUCAAAUUUGUGUCGUGUAGUACCACAGUUUAUGAUGCAAUGACGGAGGAUUGGAUGCUUAAUCUUGAGGUCAAGAUUCCGGCUCUUGUCGAAGAUGGAAUCAAUCUCCUUGUUUAUGCCGGAGAAUAUGAUCUCGUUUGCAAUUGGCUUGGAAACUCCAGGUGGGUCGAGCAGAUGAAUUGGUCAGGCCAGAAGGAUUUUGGAUCAGCGAAGACAGUACCCUUCCUGGUAGAUGGUAAAGAAGCCGGUUUAAUGAAGAAUCACGGUUCUCUCACUUUCCUUAAGGUUCAUGACGCUGGACACAUGGUUCCGAUGGAUCAGCCCAAAGCUUCUUUGCAAAUGCUUCAGAAUUGGAUGCAAGGAAAGCUCGCUACUCCGAGCGGUCAAUGAUUCUUAUUUUUAAUGCCUAGCCGAGAAUUUAUAUGUUCUAUUAUGAAAAUAAAUGUUGUUUCCUUAGUCACUUUCUCUUC
This is a messenger RNA of Eutrema salsugineum, 1595 nucleotides long. Its product is annotated as serine carboxypeptidase-like 47. The transcript has 9 exons. NCBI's taxonomy places the organism in Eukaryota, Viridiplantae, Streptophyta, Magnoliopsida, Brassicales, Brassicaceae. The record is from RefSeq and is a predicted model, not a curated record. Bases 1 to 1515 code for a protein of 504 amino acids. Gene Ontology annotation, molecular function: serine-type carboxypeptidase activity. Gene Ontology annotation, cellular component: vacuole. Gene Ontology annotation, biological process: proteolysis.